Cheilinus undulatus (humphead wrasse) is the source of this 525-nucleotide messenger RNA. Its product is annotated as gamma-crystallin S-1-like. The record is from RefSeq and is a predicted model, not a curated record. NCBI's taxonomy places the organism in Eukaryota, Metazoa, Chordata, Actinopteri, Labriformes, Labridae. Gene Ontology annotation, molecular function: structural constituent of eye lens. The transcript is spliced from 3 exons. Bases 1 to 525 code for a protein of 174 amino acids. Gene Ontology annotation, biological process: visual perception; lens development in camera-type eye.
AUGGACAAAAUCAUCUUCUAUGAGGACAAGAACUUCUCUGGACGCCAUUUCGAGUGCAGCCAUGACUGUGCCAACCUGACGUGUGAACUGACCCACUGUAACUCCAUCCGUGUGGAGAGCGGCAGCUUCAUGAUCUAUGAAAAACCAGACUUCACUGGAAACCAGUACUUCCUGAAGAAAGGAGACUAUCCUGACUUCAGCACCUGGACUGGAGUCAAUGACUCUGUCAGCUCCUGUCGACAAAUCUGUGCGCAUUCUGGCUCGUUCAACAUGCGACUCUAUGAGCGGAUCGAGUUUGGUGGUCAGAUGAUGGACCUGAUGGAGGACUGUCCCAGUGUCAUGGACCGCUUCCACGUCAGUGACAUCUUCUCCUGCAACGUCACUGAAGGCAACUGGCUCUUCUAUGAGCACCCCAACUACCGGGGCAGGAUGUACCUGAUCAGACCUGGAGAGUACAAGAGGUUUAGCGAGUGGGGUGGCAGGAGCGCCAGGGUCGGCUCCAUCAGACGAAUCAUGGAGUAUUGA